Messenger RNA from Ricinus communis (castor bean), 1233 nucleotides. Its product is annotated as probable pectinesterase 66. Gene Ontology annotation, molecular function: pectinesterase activity. Bases 66 to 1085 code for a protein of 339 amino acids. The transcript is spliced from 5 exons. NCBI's taxonomy places the organism in Eukaryota, Viridiplantae, Streptophyta, Magnoliopsida, Malpighiales, Euphorbiaceae. The record is from RefSeq and is a predicted model, not a curated record. Gene Ontology annotation, biological process: cell wall modification.
CCUCUUGAUGAUGAUAAAUCAAUUAGCAUCUCUGUGUGUAUGAGGCCAUUCUUUUGUAUCUUCUAAUGAUGCAGCUCCUAUAUUCAUUUGCGUUAGUAUUGAUAUUGAUUCUUUAUUCCAGUCCUGCCGCCUGUAAGGCUUUGGAUUGCCAAUUACAGGAAUUCAGAAAGGUUGCAUUCACAUAUACCGUUGAUAAAUCAGGCAAGGGAAACUUCACAACAAUUCAAAGCGCCAUCAAUUCAGUUCCUGAAGGGAACACUCAGUGGCUAUGCAUCCAGAUUUCUCCAGAAAAAUAUAGGGAAAAAGUUACAAUUCCUGAGAACAAACCUUGCAUUUUUCUCAAAGGGGCAGGCAGGAAGUUGACAAUUAUUGAAUGGGGAGAUCAUGAAACUACAAACACAAGCGCUACCUUCAGUUCCUAUUCCGAUAACAUCAUAGCAAAAGGGAUUACAUUCAAGAAUACUUAUAAUCUACUACAAAAGCCAGAUAGGGUGGACUGGAAACAAGCUGUGUCGGCUAGAAUAAGAGGAGAUAAGUGUGCUUUCUAUCGUUGUGCCUUUCUGGGGGUACAAGAUACGCUGUGGGACGAGAAGGGCCGCCAUUUGUUCAAAAAAUGUUUCAUUGAAGGUGCUGUGGAUUUCAUUUUUGGCAAAGCCAAAUCUGUGUACGAGAGAUGCUUAAUAUAUGUUAAUAUAGGAAGAUACGAGCCAGAACUAGAAGGAUAUAUAACAGCACAAAAGAAAGAAUUGACAGACCAUGAAAGUGGGUUUGUGUUCAAAGAUUCAGAAAUUAAUGGGACCGGUAAAGCUUAUCUUGGAAGAGCAUGGGGACCUUAUUCUACUGUGAUCAUCCAGAACACAACUCUAUCGGAUGUUGUAGUGCCUCAAGGCUGGAAUGCUUGGGACUACGUACAGCAGGAAGAAAAUUUUACGUACGUGGAGGUUGAUAAUAAAGGAGCAGGAGCGAACACUUCCAAUAGGGUACCAUGGUUGAAGAAGCUUAAUGCUGAUGAGCUUAGCAAAUUUCUGAGCAUGUCAUUCAUCGAUUCAGAUGGGUGGCUUGCUAAGUUACCCAAUACCUCCUAGGGAUUUUCUUUUUCUUCUUUUCCAUUUUUACUCAAAUUUCAUUCAUUGUAACAACUCACAGCUGAUACUAUUACAGAGUAGUAUCAGUGAAAACUUUUGACCUUUUUAUGUGUUAUAGAGUCGAUCACUCAUCAACUGACUAAUACUA